Rhodofomes roseus is the source of this 1064-nucleotide messenger RNA. RefSeq lists its product as uncharacterized. Bases 154 to 885 code for a protein of 243 amino acids. Gene Ontology annotation, cellular component: elongator holoenzyme complex. Gene Ontology annotation, biological process: tRNA wobble uridine modification. The record is from RefSeq and is a predicted model, not a curated record. The transcript has 4 exons. Lineage: Eukaryota; Fungi; Basidiomycota; Agaricomycetes; Polyporales; Fomitopsidaceae.
ACCUCCGCUUGGAUGAGCAAUUAAAACUCCAGAACUCCGUCAGCAACCUUGAAGUUGAACGUCCUCAUCGGCCUUCCCCAACGUACCCGUCGAGUCGAUUUUCUAUCUCCGGACGCUCGGUCGCCUCCAGUCGUACACCUCAGAGGCUCCGAGAUGUUUCCUCCAGCCGGGCUGCCUCUCCCCGGCGAGCUGCUGCUCAUCACCGACGAGCUCCCAUCUCCAGCCGACUUCCUCCUACACAAACUGCUCGCUGACCACUUGAAGCACGUGCGAGGAAGCGGGACACAGACGAGAUGUCUCGUCCUUGCCACGGUCGCCGAUCCAGCGCGCUGGAAACAUAUCGCUGCGAAGUCGAACGUGAACCUGGACCAGCACGUCGCUUCUCAGAGGCUGAUGUUCAUCGAUGUGCUUGGGCGGGUCCAGUCGGGUGAGACGCUGCGUCCGCUAUACGAUAUCGUGCAAGCAGAGCUGGGCAAGGCGGCGGCCGAAGACGAGGGACGCACGCUCGUCAUUCUCGAUGACCUCUCUCCCCUCGAAUGGGUCGGAUACACCACGCUCGAGCUAGCACGCUUCUCGCGCGCUCUGUCUGCAGCGUCUCGCAAGGCCAAUGCUGCGCUGGUCAUUCGCCACCACACCGUAACGCCCGGUGACCCAGAUGACCUCCUCCGGCAUCUCCUGCAGCUCGCGGCUUAUCACGUCGACGUGCGGCCCCUGGCUAGUGGGCGCAGCGGCGCAGUUUCGGGCGAGAUCGCCCUUCACGCGGGAGCUUGCAGCACCCCGACUCAUCAAGUCAAAGCCAUACCCCGGAGUAGCGCCCUUCAGUACCGCCUGACGGACGCAGGCGCCACGUUCUUCGACAAGGGCACCAGCGCCGGAGUCCUAUGAAGACAUACCGUCCAUCGCGCGAUUGGAAGAUCCGGAGUAUUCGUCUCGUGUCUCGUCGAAGAUGGCACGCUCCGCCCUGCCUAACAUGUGGAACACCGUUCAGCGUGCACAGGCCACGAAGGGCUUGCGAAGAUCGGAACACCAGGCAGGCACGUACAUCAGAAACGAUGGAGCUACUC